Molecule: messenger RNA, 1916 nt
Organism: Pipistrellus kuhlii (Kuhl's pipistrelle)
Lineage: Eukaryota; Metazoa; Chordata; Mammalia; Chiroptera; Vespertilionidae
Gene: BAALC
Product: BAALC binder of MAP3K1 and KLF4
Exons: 3
Coding region: 86-412 (108 amino acids)
Cellular component (GO): cytoplasm
Source: RefSeq, a predicted model, not a curated record
GUUCUCCCCGGUCGCCCGGGCCCGGGCCCCGCCGCCGGCGCUGAGCCGCCCGCCCAGCAGAGCCCAGGCCGCGGCCGCGGGGAGGAUGGGCUGCGGCGGCAGCAGGGCGGACGCCAUCGAGCCCCGCUACUACGAGAGCUGGACGCGCGAGACCGAGUCCACCUGGCUCACCUGCACCGACUCCGACCCGCCGCCCAGCGCGGCCGACUGCGGCCCCGAGGCGGGCGGCCCCGCGGGUGUGCUGGAAGAUGGACCGUCCUCCAAUGGUGUGCCCCGAUCUACAGCCCCAGCUGGAAUAUCCAACCCAGAGAAGAAGACAAGCUGUGGGACCCAGUGCUCCAAUCCUCAGAGCCUUGGCGCAGGCACUUUGACCCAGAAACACAACGGCCUUCGGACCACAGAGGUAGGCUAAACGAGAUGCGAAGUGAAUGCCUGCAAAGGAAGUCACCAUCAGUGUCACAGAGCAGCACCUGGCAGGAGGAGGGAGUCGAGGAGUCACAGAGAACUGUGCCCGCUAGGGCAGAUGGACCUCUCCGGUGCCCAUCUCCUACUGGUUGGAUCCCACGAGGAACCUGGAAGAGGAGGGUGCCCCUGCCGAACGUGGACGCUGCCGAGGGCCUCGAGAGACUGUCUGGCCCAGCACCCGACAGCUGCCCGAGCUCUCCGGACGUUCCCAGCCUCCUGGUUUCCGCAUAAAUGUGUUGGCACAGGGCUCACGUAGGCUAAUAGGCUGCAAAUGAGCAGCUCAGUUUGCUGCCUGGCAAUGCCUGCACUCAGGUCUGGCUUGGAAGGGCUGAGCUAAAGCCACAGGCCGAUUGAUGAAGCAGAGAAAGUAGAAAGGGGUGGGAGUCACGUGUCAGCUCCACGCUCCCCUGGCCACGGGAAUGUGCAUCCUCUCUGGCAGGCCUGUCCUUGCUUUCUUUUUGAAUGCCGCCAUCACCAAGCUUGCUGCGUGCGAUUAGACGUUGGCUCUCACCCAAGAUGCAUGAGAAAUCAGGAGACAGGGAAACUCCCCGUCAUUCUUGUUUCCCGAGCUCAAAGCCCGCCAACACCCCGGUGUGUCUUCGGGGGGUGGUCUCUAUGAUGCAGUCACACCCGUUUCUCAGCCUUCAAUGCCCCCGUCCCCAUGCUGGUGUCCACAUCGGCCUUUCAACCAUCAUAUCACGGCCGCUGCAGUCGGUGCAUCCAACCAAGGACGCCCCUGGGGGCUCAGCCAGACAUUGCAUCUUUCAUAGCUUUCCGGGUCCCUUCGCUCGUGUUCUCCAGUGUUCUCUCUCGCAAUCGGGGCACUUGCAAUUGUUAUUGAAAGAACGGACGCCGCUCACCAGCGGGAGAUGAUCAGACCAGGUUGGCUGUACACAGGGCUUCCCUUACCCUCUCCCUACGCAGCCCCAGGACGCUGCCAUCUGCAGAGGAAUCGCUUUAGAAAGUCAGUACCUGGUGGACGUGCAAUCACACUGACAUUAGAUUGACAUGCACUGUGUUAGAAAUCAGGUAGCUGAUGCAGAAAAAAAAAAUUUUUUCCCUCUAGGAAUAUGCAUUUCUAGAAUUUCUUUAAAUGAUGAGACUUGCCUCCAAAGUCAUGUAGCAAGGGUAGCAAGGGCUUGGGAAAGAUAGGCCUGAAGUUGUACCAAAUGCUACCAGUAAGCUGCAUGGGUAGCAGACAUGGCAGCCUGCUGCUGUGUGCUUAUAUAACACGGUCCAGACAAUGGGCAUCAGCAGGUUCCAGUCCAGAUCCUCCGUCUCCUUACCUGCCCACUCUGUUAUGCCUCGAACACAAAUGGGCAGUGUCACUUCCUCCUCUUCUCCUUCAGUAGGUUGUAUGUUUAUUCAUGAAACGUUAAAUGCCAACCUGGAGCCAGGGACCUCACAGAUGCUGAGAGGCUGGCGUCUGGCCAGUCGCCAUCAUAUAUCCC